This is a messenger RNA of Chlorocebus sabaeus (green monkey), 3037 nucleotides long. It is a transcript of the gene ZNF610, whose product is annotated as zinc finger protein 610. Gene Ontology annotation, molecular function: RNA polymerase II cis-regulatory region sequence-specific DNA binding; DNA-binding transcription factor activity, RNA polymerase II-specific. Gene Ontology annotation, cellular component: nucleus. The record is from RefSeq and is a predicted model, not a curated record. NCBI's taxonomy places the organism in Eukaryota, Metazoa, Chordata, Mammalia, Primates, Cercopithecidae. Gene Ontology annotation, biological process: regulation of transcription by RNA polymerase II.
UUUUUUGCAGACCCGGAAGCGGAUCGCGUGGAUAGAAGGUCACACCGCAGCGCGUCAGUUUCCCUUUGUUUAGAUUCAAUCUGGGCUUCCCAGCUCCCCCGCGCUUCUGUACCCGGGAUCUGAGAGUCAACACAGACCUUGAAAUUCCCGCACCGCUCCCUCCACCCCGUGUAAAUUCAGGCGUCUCCGUGAGAGUCCGGCGGUCGCUUCCCUGUGUGUUAAAAUUGCUCGGCGACGGGUCCUGUCCCCGGUCGUUCUGCCUUGGGCCAGACACAGGAGUGUCACCAUGUUGCCCAAACUGGUCUCGAACUUCUGGGCUCAAGCAAUCCGCCUGCCUCGUUCUCCAAAUGUGCUGAGAUUACAGGCAUGAGCCACCACGCCUGGCUGAGUAUUCAGUAUUUAUAAAAUCUGCAGUGGUACACAGUUAUGUCGUAGGCCAUCCCAUUCGGUCACCACACACUCUCCGACUCAUCCAGAGCAAUUUCUAGUCCUGCAAGCAUCAUUCAUGGAUUGACUUCUAAACAGUCAUGCUAUUCGAUGAAGAAGCCCAGAAGAGGAAAGCAAAGGAGUCAGGGAUGGCUCUUCCUCAGGGACACUUGACGUUCAUGGACGUGGCCAUCGAAUUCUCUCAGGAGGAGUGGAAAUGCCUGGACCCUGGACAGAGGGCUUUGUACAGAGACGUGAUGUUGGAGAACUACAGGAACCUGGUCUCUCUGGGAAUCUGUCUUCCUGACCUAAGUAUUAUUUCCAUGUUGAAGCAAAGGAGAGAGCCCUUGACUCUGCAGAGUGAAGUUAAAAUAGUAAAAAAUCCAGAUGGAAGGGAAUAUGUCAGAAGCGUGAACACAGGGAGGAGCUGUAUAUUGGGAAGCAAUGCAGAAAACAAGCCUAUUAAAAAUCAACUUGGAUUUACCCUUGAGUCACAUCUGUCUGAAUUGCAGCCAUUUCAAGCUGGAAGGAAAAUUUAUGGAAGGAAUCAAGUUGAAAAGUUUACAAACCAUCGUUCCUCAGUUUCACCACUGCCAAAAAUUCCUUCUAGUUUCACGACACACAUGUUUAAUAAAUAUAGGAAUGAUUUUAUUGAUUUCCCAUUACUCCCACAAGAAGAGAAAGCAUACAUUAGAGGAAACUCUUAUGAACGUAGUGAAGAUGGUGAAGUUUUUAGAGUCCCUGCAAGCCUUACUAGCCAUCAAGGAAUCCAUACUGCAGAGAAACCUUACAAGUGUACUGAAUGUGGCAAGGUCUUCAGUCGCAAUUCACACCUUGUAGAACAUUGGAGGAUUCAUACUGGACAGAAGCCUUACAAAUGUAGUGAAUGUGACAAGGUGUUUAAUCGCAAUUCAAACCUUGCACGACAUCAAAGAAUUCAUACUGGAGAGAAGCCUCACAAAUGUAAUGAGUGUGGCAAAGCAUUUAGAGAGUGUUCAGGGCUUACUACCCAUCUUGUCAUCCAUACUGGAGAGAAACCUUACAAAUGUAACGAGUGUGGCAAGAACUUCAGACACAAAUUUUCUCUAACCAAUCAUCAGAGAAGUCACACGGCAGAAAAACCUUACAAAUGUAAUGAAUGUGGCAAGGUCUUUAGUCUGCUUUCAUACCUUGCACGGCAUCAAAUAAUUCAUAGUACAGAAAAGCCCUACAAAUGUAACGAAUGUGGAAGAGCGUUUCGCAAGCGUCCGGGCCUUAUGGCCCAUCUUCUAACCCAUACCGGGGAGAAACCUUACAAAUGUAAUGAAUGUGACAAAGUCUUUGGGCGCAAAUUAUACCUAACCAACCAUCAAAGAAUUCAUACUGGAGAGAGACCUUACAGGUGUAAUGCCUGUGGCAAGGUCUUCAAUCAAAAUCCACACCUUUCACGCCAUCGGAAAAUUCAUGCUGGAGAGAAUUCACUGCGUACCUUACAGAGGCAAUGAAUGUGGCAAAGUCUUUAGUUACAGUUCACACCUAGCACAGCGUUGGAGGACUCAGGAGAAAAACCUUACAAAUAUCAUAAAUGUGGCAAAGAAUUUAGUUUGCCUUCAAGCCUCAUCACCCGUCUCUUGAUCGACGCUGAAAGGAAACCUUACAAAUGUAAAGUUAAUAACAUACAUAUAUAUGUACACAAGUAAUCGAUAAAGAGAGAACAGUUAUAUCAGAAUAGAGCAUUUAAUGAAAACUACCAGUAUAGCAUAUUCUUAAGUAGGAUUCACAUUUAACUGCUGGCACUGUAAUUUGUAACUUUGAUUUAGAAUGUACAUACUUCUCAUGUUUUAAGUAACAAAGUUUAAAGUUGUUUUUUUUUUUUUUUUUUUGAGACCAAGUCUCGCGCUGUAUCACCGAGGCUGGAGUGCAGUGGCACAAUCUUGACUCACUGCAACCUCUGCCUCCCGGGUUCAAGCGAUUCUCCCGCCUCAGCCUCCUCAGUAGCUGGGAUUACAGGCAUGCGCCACUACUGCCUGGCUAAUUUUUGUAUUUUUAGUAGAGACGGGGUUUCCCCAUGUUGGCCAGGCUGGUCUCAAACUCUUGACCUCAAGUGAUCCACUGGCCUUGGCCUCCCAAAGUGCUGGGAUUACAGGUGUGAGCCACAGCGCCUGGCCUUGUUUAAAUUUUUCUUAGUGGGAAUGAAUCACAUCCUUUCUACCAACAUUGUUUAAUCUUACCUCAGGAGGAUACUUUAUAGUAGAAAAUAAUGUCCCAUUAGGAUUUUAAGGUUGAAGCAGCCAGAACAGUGUGUGUGUGUGUGUGUGUGUGUGUGUGUGUGUGAGACAAAACAACAUACGCUUUUGGGUGCAUAUACUUAGGUAGGUAUGAUUUUGAGUAAUUACACUUAGUACUUGAGUUAGUCUCUGUGUACUGUGGCGAAGGAUGCUUAUGUGGGUAAAGUCAAAAUCACUUUGUGAAUAGCAGUGCAAUGUCAGCCUUGUACACCCUCAAAUGUGCAUCACUGUUAAUGAGUAUGCCCCGUAUUAUGUUUCUAUAUGCCUCUUUCUUGUGUGCCAAAUAAGACCUAUGGCAUGUACCUUCAUUUUCAUGCAGCAAAAAUAAAUAGUAAUAUGACAAA